This is a messenger RNA of Plasmodium inui San Antonio 1, 225 nucleotides long. RefSeq lists its product as hypothetical. The transcript has a single exon. Lineage: Eukaryota; Apicomplexa; Aconoidasida; Haemosporida; Plasmodiidae. Bases 1 to 225 code for a protein of 74 amino acids. The record is from RefSeq and is a predicted model, not a curated record.
AUGUGUACACCAACUGUCGUUCCAAACAUUUUUAAACAAUUUGUCGCAGGAGAUAACCACCUGGAACAGAAGAUAAUGCCCCUAAUACAGCAGAGGAUCUUCUCGGAGUUAAAUGAAGAUGGAUGUCUGAGAGGAGGAGACUCAAAUAAAAAUGUAAGUUCCACCCAUUCUGAAUCUAAUGAGGGCGUUUUAUCUGGGUUUGAUGGAAUGAAAUUAGUUGAAUAA